AUGGAUGACUGGGAGGACGAGCAAAUUGCACCACUUCCAGCAAAACCACCUCCUGUAAAGCCUGCUCCCGAAAAGGCUCCUAAGAAAGCAGCAUCAAAAACCCUUGAAAAGAAGGGUAAAGCAGCCGAAGUUCCAAAAGAAACACCAAAGGAAGAACAUGUAGAUCCUAUUGCUGAGAAACUUCGCCAGCAGAGGCUUGUUGAGGAAGCCGACUACCGAGCAACUGCUGAACUCUUUGGAGCAAAGGAUGAAGAAAAAAGCCUUGAUAUGUUUAUCCCCAAGUCUGAAAGCGAUUUUUUGGAAUAUGCUGAAAUGAUUUCUCAUAGGCUUAAACCAUAUGAGAAAAGUUAUCACUAUAUUGCCCUACUCAAAGCAGUCAUGAGACUUUCGGUGACCAACAUGAAGGCAGCAGAUGUUAAAGAUGUUGCUUCCUCCAUUACAGCAAUAGCAAAUGAAAAACUAAAGGCUGAGAAAGAAGCUGCUGCCGGCAAAAAGAAGACGGGUGGGAAGAAGAAACAACUUCUUCUAGAUAAACCCGAUGACGAUUUAGUGGCUGGUCCUUAUGAUGCCAUGGAUGAUUUCGACUUCAUGUAG
Molecule: messenger RNA, 594 nt
Organism: Arabis nemorensis
Lineage: Eukaryota; Viridiplantae; Streptophyta; Magnoliopsida; Brassicales; Brassicaceae
Source: the annotation of a GenBank genome assembly